GUUACCUUUUCUUAGUCUGCAGUGAUCAUCACAGUUUUCGUUCAUGGUGGAGUGAAAUUUUUUGCUUCAAAAAAGCAUCUUAAUAUGGCCAAACGACACGAUCUUCGUAUAAAGGAGUUCGAUGGAGAACAUAUCCUUGAAAGGACGGCGUCAUUUGGUGCAAGGGGAGCUUUAGUUGGAGCAUUUUAUGGUGCCUGUGCAGCGGCAUUAACACCACCAAAACCAGCACCAACACCUCUCAUCCUGCAAGCAUUAAACACCAUGAAGAAUACAACACUGUUAAUAGGUGGUGCAGCAGCAAUAUUUGCAGGAACAACAUCAACAGUAGCAGCCAUUAGAGGAGUUGAUGACCCCAAGAACUGGGCAGCAGGUGGAGCUGCUACUGGUGUAUUCAUUGGAUUAAACAGGCGUAGCUGGGGUAUCGGAACAGGAGCAAUGGUUGGAUUAGCUGUGGCUGCUGCUGUUGCUAAAUAUACAGGUGUCUAUAAACAUCCAUUCAGAGAAGAUAGAGUAUAUGUAUGAAACCUUUUUAAUAUUUAAUCUUUCUUUCUUGUAAAUGAAUUUUUCGGUUUAAUAUAAGCCCUUUUUGAGCUGAGGUCUUGUGUGCAAUAAUCGGUGUAUUGAAAUUAAAGAAAUAAAGUGUUUCUUAUACAUCUUUUGUUUAAA
Molecule: messenger RNA, 666 nt
Organism: Actinia tenebrosa (Australian red waratah sea anemone)
Lineage: Eukaryota; Metazoa; Cnidaria; Anthozoa; Actiniaria; Actiniidae
Biological process (GO): mitochondrial electron transport, NADH to ubiquinone
Cellular component (GO): respiratory chain complex I; mitochondrial inner membrane
Source: RefSeq, a predicted model, not a curated record